UCGCUGAUCCACCAGCGGCCUCUCGUGUCUAUCGCCCGCUCCUAUCUUCAAACGCAGAUUCUGUCUCUCCCCUGAACCUUCCCCUCUCUCCUCGUUCAUCCCCAACACCUUACUGCCUGUCGUUUCUCCGUCGCUCCCCCCUCCCUCAACUACCAACACCCCUCCCCCCCUAACAUAUAUCCCAUAAUACCUUUGUCGCAUUCAAUCACACACCUUGGUCAUGGCUGAAGAUGAUGCUGAACAGGCCUUUUUCCAGGCUCAGGCUAUGAAUGCGGACUCUGGAGACUAUAAGACCGUGGAAGAGCAGGAUGCAGAUAGUUCAGAUUCAGAUGACUAUGAUCCUUCCAAAUCACUGCCAGAUCAGUAUUCUGUUUCCUUGACAGAUUCCAACCAACCGGACAAUGUUCCUGAUCAUGAUGCUACUCCUUCCAAUUCCAAUCCCCCCGAACAAACUACUACUACCACUACCACUACCACUACCACUACCACCUCUACUUCCCUGCCUGCCCCCCCUGAAUCAGACCCUAGUCAGCCAGCUGGCAAUGCCUUCCCUUCUGAGACACCUUCACGAGCUGAGUCCCAGACACCAGCAUCGGGCCUCGCCACUGGGGCCUCGGUUCCGCCCAAGACCAGGACAAUUGGGGGCUUUGUGGUCGAGGAUGAGGAUGAGGAUGAGGCGGGUGAGGCAGAUUAUGAGCCACCAGCUGUACUAGGUGUCGAAGACAUGAAUACUAUACCUUCGCAACCCAUUUCAGGAAAUGCAAAUGAAGCUACUUCUACCCCUGAUGUAUCAUUGGAUGAAGCUGCGCAAGUGUCUGCCAGCACGAAGAAUGCCCCUAAUAGUUCUUUCCCUGCUGCUUCUAAAAAUGAUGUGUCGGUGGCUUCGGGCCAGGAACUGUACAGCGCAAGUGUUGCCCCAUCGGAACAGGCGCAGGAUGGGACCACCGUGACCCCCGAGUCGCCCUCGACCGCUAGGGGCCGCUUGCCUCACGACCGGGUUGGCAUCCUGGAAGAUCGCAUCCAAGAAGACCCCCGUGGUGAUAUUCCCGCCUGGCUGGAACUGAUUAACGAACACAGGAGUCGCAAUAGAAUUGAUAACGCACGCGAUGUGUAUGAGCGCUUUCUAAAGGUUUUCCCAUUCUCUGCUGAGCAAUGGGUGGCUUACGCGACAAUGGAGUCCGAGCUGAAUGAACUCUUCCGCCUGGAGCAAAUAUUCAACCGGACUCUGCUGACGAUUGCGGACGUGCAACUCUGGACGGUAUACCUUGACUACGUUCGUCGCCGGAAUCCCCUCACCACCGACACAAACGGGCAAGCGAGGCGAAUCAUUUCAUCGGCCUAUGAAUUGGCGCUGCAGCACAUCGGUAUCGACAAGGAUUCAGGGUCGAUCUGGUCCGACUACGUCCAGUUCAUCCGCUCCGGCCCAGGCAACGUCGGGGGCUCUGGAUGGCAGGACCAACAGAAGAUGGACCUGCUUCGGAAAGCCUAUCAACGGGCCAUUGGGGUACCCACCCAGGCUGUCAAUACUCUCUGGAAAGAGUAUGAUCAGUUCGAGAUGGGCCUGAACAAGUUGACAGGCCGUAAGUUCCUACAGGAGCAGUCUCCUGCGUACAUGACCGCCCGCAGCUCCUUCACUGAAUUGCAGAACAUCACCAGGGACCUCAACCGGACAACGCUGCCGAGGUUACCUCCCGUUCCGGGUUCGGACGGUGAUAUUGAGUUCCUGCAGCAGGUCGAGAUCUGGAAACGCUGGAUCAGUUGGGAGAAGGGCGACCCGCUUGUCUUGAAGGAGGAAGACAUGAGUGUUUUCCGGACGCGUGUGGUUUAUGUCUAUAAGCAAGCACUUAUGGCCCUUAGGUUCCUUCCCGAGCUGUGGUUUGAAGCUGCUGAGUUCUGCUUCCACAACGACAUGGAGACCGAAGGGAACGAGUUCUUGAAGCACGGCAUUGAUGGCAACCCAGAAAGCUGCUUGCUUGCAUUCAAGCGUGCGGACUGGUUGGAAAUCAACUCUGAUUCCGAGCAGGAUCCCGUCAAGCGCGGCGCCAAAGUCAGAGAACCCUACGACCGACUCCUCGAUUCGCUUUACGAGCUGAUCGCCAAAGCCCGGACUCGCGAGCAGCAAGAUGUUGCUCAUCUCGAAGAGACCUUCGCAAAGAUGAAUCCCGAGAAGCAACCGACAAAGAAUGAGGACGAUGAUGACGAUCAGAGUGAGGCGAAGGCGAGGGAGUCCGUCAAAAACGCACAGAUCGACGCGGUCCGACAAGCACAUGCCAUACAGAUUGGUAUCCUUUCCAAGACCAUAUCCUUUGCCUGGAUUGCUCUGAUGCGCGCCAUGCGCCGCAUCCAGGGUAAGGGCAAGCCUGGGGAGAUGCCGGGCUCGAGACAGAUCUUUGCAGAUGCGCGCAAAAGGGGUCGCAUUACCAGUGAUGUCUACAUUGCCAGUGCUCUCAUUGAGUAUCAUUGCUACAAGGACCCCGCCGCAACGAAGAUCUUCGAGCGUGGUGCGAAGCUGUUCCCUGAAGAUGAAAACUUUGCGCUGGAAUACUUGAAACAUCUCAUUGACAUUAACGACGUUAUCAAUGCACGGGCUGUUUUCGAGAUGACGGUCAGGAAGCUCGCUUCUAACCCCGAGAACGUCCAGAAGACGAAGCCUAUCUUUGCCUUCCUCCACGAAUAUGAGUCGCGGUACGGUGACCUUGUACAAGUGAUUAAUCUCGAGAACCGCAUGCGCGAGCUGUUCCCGGAGGACCCCACGCUGGAGCAAUUCGCACACCGAUACGCGACCCCUGGUUUCGAUCCCACUGCUGUGAGACCCAUUAUCUCACCCUCUCAGACACGCCCCAAGAUGGCCUACCCGGCCGAGCAAGCCAUUUCCCGUCAUGCCACGCCUACUGCGCGGUACCAGGACGCGUCUGCGACAGACUCGCCUAAACGCCAGCUGGAUGACUUCGAUGACGACAUGGCUCGGCCGCGCAAGUUCGUGCGUGCCGAGUCUCCCCUCAAGACGACGCAGCGACGCCAGCUGGACCAGAAGCGCACGCAGCAGACCAUGGGUGGGCCGUCCGGGGGCCAGUUCCGGUCGCAAGGAUCACCGGCACCUCUGCCGCGCGACAUCGUUUAUCUUCUCAGCAUUAUACCUUCUGCCUCCGCAUACAACGCGGGGAAGUUCUCUCCGGAAAGGAUGGUCGAUCUGAUUCGGAGGAUCGAUAUGCCCAGUUCGAUCUCCCAGAUUCCGCUUCCACGGGGACUGGGAGCUGGGCAGACGCCACAGUCAUUUCCAGGCAUCUACCGUUCAUGAUUUGUCAAUGAUAUAGACCCUCCGUCAUGCAGCUCUUUAAGCGCAAGUAGUCAUGUUAACCUGGCGCUGUAUCUGUUAUUCUUUGUUUUUUUUCUCCGCCGGUUUCGACCGCCGGUACCACCGCAGCGUGGUACUGGAGUGUAUAGUUGUUGGAUGUCGCUUUGCAUUUGAUGAACCGGCGUUUUACCUUGGGUUACAAUCACGGAUGAGUUUGGGCAGCUGGGCCUUGAGUGAACCAUCAUUAUUCGAGUUUGGGAGGGAUUUGUACAGGUCUAGUGCCGUCCUAGCAUGGCACGAGUUGCAGUCGACAGUUCCUUUGACGUAUAAUUCCAGCAGGAUGAAUGCAGCAU
Molecule: messenger RNA, 3648 nt
Organism: Aspergillus vadensis CBS 113365
Lineage: Eukaryota; Fungi; Ascomycota; Eurotiomycetes; Eurotiales; Aspergillaceae
Gene: rna14
Product: cleavage polyadenylation factor subunit RNA14
Exons: 6
Coding region: 221-3298 (1025 amino acids)
Biological process (GO): mRNA 3'-end processing
Cellular component (GO): nucleus
Molecular function (GO): mRNA binding; protein binding
Source: RefSeq, a predicted model, not a curated record